AUGUCAACAACGCCUUCCGCGCCAUCCUCCCAGCCAAAGCCGGCUACUCCCGCUCCCUCACAGAGCCAGCCAUCCGGCAGCGCUGGUGAUCUCCUCAAAGCGCUGGACAAUGCACUGGCAUUCGCUGCCUCCAAACCUGAAGCAGCCCGUCAGAUAGCUGAAGCGCUGAGAUCUCACAUGCCUGGCUUGGUCACGCUCGCGCAUGAAGGAAGGCUCACCCAAAGCCAGUUUCAACAGUUGGAGGCACUAAUGAAGAGCGGCAGCCAGCCGGCACCGCAACAGCCUCAGGCGGCGAUGAGCGCGGCGAAUGGAUGGACGAACGGUCGCCCAACACCACAACGCUCGCAGAGUGUUGCUACUUCUGUUGUCCCUCAAACCCCUACCGCUGCAUCGUACAAUGCAUACUAUCCCAAUGGCGUCCCGGCGCCCGAAUACGAUGAGAGAGAAUGGCUACGUCAACAAAUUCAGCAACUCGCGAUUCAGAUCGAUCCCGACGCGGUGCUCGAAAAGGACACGGAGGAGCUGCUAAUCGACGCGACGUUCGAUUUCAUUAAGGAUACCACCGAGUUUGGCUGUAGGUUGGCGAAGCACAGGAGUGCUGAUGUACUGGGAGUGAAGGAUGUGCAGCUGUAUUUGGAGAGGCAACUGGGCAUCAGGAUACCCGGAUUCGCCACAGAAGAGACGCGCCAACCGCAAACGGACUUACCAAUCGCUGCCCCACCGAAGGCAAAGCCUAUCGCUGGCGCUCGCAAAUAA
This is a messenger RNA of Dacryopinax primogenitus, 756 nucleotides long. RefSeq lists its product as uncharacterized. The record is from RefSeq and is a predicted model, not a curated record. Gene Ontology annotation, biological process: DNA-templated transcription initiation; RNA polymerase II preinitiation complex assembly. Gene Ontology annotation, molecular function: TBP-class protein binding; DNA binding; protein heterodimerization activity. Gene Ontology annotation, cellular component: SLIK (SAGA-like) complex; SAGA complex; transcription factor TFIID complex. The coding region runs from base 1 to 756 and encodes 251 amino acids. The transcript is spliced from 4 exons. Lineage: Eukaryota; Fungi; Basidiomycota; Dacrymycetes; Dacrymycetales; Dacrymycetaceae.